Messenger RNA from Cetraspora pellucida, 206 nucleotides. NCBI's taxonomy places the organism in Eukaryota, Fungi, Glomeromycota, Glomeromycetes, Diversisporales, Gigasporaceae. The record is from the annotation of a GenBank genome assembly.
GCAAGUGCAUGGUGGGCAAGCACAAGGCGGACAAGCACAAGGUGGGCAAGUGCAUGGUGGGCAAGCACAAGGUGGGCAAGCACAUGGUAGGCAAGCACAAGGUGGGCAAGCACAUGAUGGGCAAGCACAAAGUGGGCAAGCACAAGGUGGGCAAGUGAAUGGCGGGCAAGAACAAGGUGGGCAAGUGAAUGGCAGGCAAGCACAAG